Zootoca vivipara (common lizard) is the source of this 1260-nucleotide messenger RNA. The record is from RefSeq and is a predicted model, not a curated record. NCBI's taxonomy places the organism in Eukaryota, Metazoa, Chordata, Lepidosauria, Squamata, Lacertidae.
AUGGCAGGCUUAGGGCAGGACAGCUAUGUGGGGGAUGAGGCACAGAGCAAGAGAGGCAUCCUCACCCUGAAGUACCCCAUCGAACAUGGCAUUGUCGGCAACUGGGAUGACAUGGAGAUCCGGCACCACGCCUUCUACAACGAGUUGCAGGUGGCCCCCGGGAUGAACUGCGAGAAGAUGACGCAGAUCAUGUUUGAGACUUUCAACACGCCAGCCAUGUACGUGGCCAUCCAGGCCGUGCUGUCGCUCUAUGCGUCUGGCCGCACCACCGGGAUUGUCAUGGACUCUGGGGACGGCGUGACCCACACGGUGCCCAUCUAUGAGGGGUAUGCCCUGCCCCACGCCAUCAAGCGCCUGGACCUGGCUGGCCGUGACCUGACUGACUACCUCAUGAAGAUCCUGACUGAGAGGGGCUACAACUUCGUCACCACGGCCGAGAGGGAGAUCGUGCGGGACAUCAAGGAGAAGCUCUGCUACGUGGCCCUGGACUUUGAUCAGGAGAUGGCCACGGCCAGCUCAUCUUCCUCCCUGGAGAAGAGCUAUGAGCUGCCAGACGGGCAGGUGAUCACCAUUGGCAACGAGCGCUUCCGGUGCCCCGAGGCUCUCUUCCAGCCCUACUUCCUGGGCUUGGAGUUGGCUGGCAUCCACGAGGAAACCUACAACUCCAUCAUGAAAUGCGAUGUGGACAUCCGCAAGGACCUGUAUGCCAACACGGUGCUCUCUGGCGGCAGCACCAUGUACCCUGGCAUUGCUGACCGGAUGCAGAAGGAGAUCAUCUCCCUGGCUCCCAGCACGAUGAAGAUCAAGAUCAUUGCCCCGCCAGAGCGCAAAUAUUCAGUGUGGAUCGGGGGCUCCAUCCUGGCCUCUCUCUCCACCUUCCAGCAGAUGUGGAUCAGCAAGCAGGAGUACGAUGAGUCUGGCCCAUCCAUCGUCCACCGCAAAUGCUUCUAAAAUCCAAGCAGCCAACCUCUUCUGGCCAAGUCAAUAUAUAUUGCUGCCUUGCUUUUAUCUGUUGAAUUCUGUCCUCUUGCAGGAUAUUUAGUAUUUAUCCAGUUCUUGAUUUGGCUCCUGCAUUGGACAACUUUUGUCCAUCGCUUUGCCAAGGCUUGUCCAAGGUCCACAGUUGCGCUCUUGAUAAUAAUAUUUGUAUUUAUACCCCACCAUCUGGCUGGGUUUCCUCAGCCACUCGGAUUGUGUACCACCUUGGCCUUUUCUUUAUUUCUGAUUCAUGUGGAGUUCAGUACUUUAUUGCUAUCCAUU